Molecule: messenger RNA, 2007 nt
Organism: Cadophora gregata
Lineage: Eukaryota; Fungi; Ascomycota; Leotiomycetes; Helotiales; Ploettnerulaceae
Exons: 3
Coding region: 134-1927 (597 amino acids)
Biological process (GO): lactate catabolic process
Cellular component (GO): mitochondrion
Molecular function (GO): D-lactate dehydrogenase (cytochrome) activity; FAD binding; D-lactate dehydrogenase (NAD+) activity
Source: RefSeq, a predicted model, not a curated record
UUUCCCCAACUCAAGGAAAGAGAAGUAGCGUUCAUACAAUUGUAUAUUUGAUUCAUUCCGUGUAGAUGUUGGAAAUAAGUUCGUCUCUCACAGUUUCCAUCCUCGAUUCUCCAAGUCCAACUUUCUCUCAAAUAUGUCACAAUCUCAGAUUCCAAGCCUCAAUUCGUUACACAGCGGCGUCCCAGAGCGUCUGACGAAAGAAGCAGACGCAGCUCGAGCUCGGCUCUACUCGAUCAGGACUUUACCAGAGAGUAAGCCGCGUGGGAAGCCUGUGCGGCUCCCUCCAAAUACCACCCAGGAUGAUUUCAACACGGCAAUCAAUGCCUUGGUGAAGGUUCUUGGCGAAAAAGGAGUUGAGUUGAAUGACAAAGAGUUGAAAGAUGGGUGGUACAUGGAACAUCCAAAUACGCAUGAUGCAUAUCAUGUAAUCGAUCAAGAAGAGAUGGUCUGUAGCGCUCUGGCAUACCCCUCUUCUACAUCUGAAGUGCAGUCCAUCGUCAAGUGGGCCAACGAAUACAAAAUCCCCCUCUGGCCCAUCAGCAUGGGCCGCAACAUUGGGUAUGGCGGCGCCGCACCCAGAGUGCCAGGCUCCGUGGUCGUUGAUUUGGGCCGGAACAUGAACAAAGUUCUCAAAAUCGAUGAGAACAAUGCUUCAUGUAUGGUGGAACCUGGUGUAUCAUACUUCAAAUUGUAUGAAGAGAUUCAGAAGAGAAAGUUGCCUUUAUGGAUCGACACCCCAGAUCUGGGCGGCGGAAGUGUGUUAGGGAACGCGAUUGAUCGCGGUGUAGGCUACACACCAUAUGGAGACCACUUCGCGAAUCACUGUGGUAUGGAUGUCGUUCUUCCAGAUGGAUCACUUCUUCGAACUGGCAUGGGUGCAAUCCCAGGGAAGGAUGGUACUGACAAUCCUACAUGGGAAUCAUUUCAGCACGCGUAUGGACCAGCGAUCGACGGCAUCUUCAGCCAAAGCAACUUCGGAAUCGUGACCAAGAUGGGCUUUUGGUUGAUGCCAGAAACUGGCCAUCAAUCGUACAUGAUCACAUUUCCUCGCGAAGAAGACUUCGAGCAGAUCGUUGAUAUUAUCCGACCUCUGGCACUCAAGAGGAUCCUUGGCAACAUCCCUCAACUCAGACAUGCUAUCCAGGAACUAGCUGUCACUGGCAAGCCACGUACGACUUGGUACACCGGCUCCGGACGGUUCCCUCGGGAAGUUGUAAGGGAAGGCGUCAAAGCCUCGCCAGUUGGCGAUAUAUCCUGGGUCUUCUAUGGCACGCAGUACGGCGAUACAGCAUCCAUCAAGUCUCAACUCGACAUCAUCAAAUCAGAGUUCUCCAAGAUCCGAGGCAGUAAGUUCAUGCUGCCAUCCGAGCUCCCAGCAGAUCAUUACAUCCACAGCAGAUUGAACGUCUGCAGUGGUGUCCCUGUACUGAAAGAACUUGACUGGCUGAACUGGAAGCCCAACGCCGCACAUCUAUUCUUCUCGCCGAUCACACCCACCAACUCCAAGAGCGCUCGUACUAUUCACAACUUGAUUGACAGGCUGCAUCAAAAGUGGGGAUUUGAUACCUUUCCCACGCUCUGUGUUGCGGGCAGAGAGAUGCAUUAUAUCGCCAAUAUUGUCUAUGACCGUGCUGAAGAGGAUGAGAAGCGCAGAGCUAGAGGCUUGAUGCGUGAGAUGAUUGCUGCUGCUGCAAAAGAAGGGUUCGGAGAGUAUAGAACGCACCUACUGUUUGCAGACCAGGUAGCGGAGACCUAUGGAUGGGGUGGUGGUGCGUUGAGGAAGUUCAAUGAGACGAUCAAGGAUGCUUUGGAUCCAAAUGGGAUCUUGGCACCAGGCAGGAAUGGAAUCUGGCCAAGAUCUUAUAGAGACAAAGGCUGGGAGCUUGUUGGCGAAGGUGCUUUGAAAAGUGUAAAGGCUAAAAUUUGAGAGAAUCCUAGGCCAGGAAGAGUCUCUUCACCUUUUCCUUCCCUAACUCACAGUAUUAUGGAAGAGUACCAUAAGAUUAU